AUGCAUACACCGGUGAUCGUACAGGAAGUGAAGUCUGCGCCUCCACCCUCCUAUUAUGACAACAGGGGGUACCAGGGAGAUCACAGCAAUAUCUAUGUGACCCAAGUGCCGUACAAUGUGAACCAACCACCAUACAAUGUGUAUGCAUCGUCUCCUUCACCCAACCAUCAUGCUUCGCCAGUGCCACAUUACUUGCCCAAUGUGUCUCCCCACCACUCUGUGCCAGCAAACCAGCACGUGAAAUCCUCAGGGUGCGGCUGUGCAGGUAGGAAAAGGUUUGUUUGUAUCUUCGCCACCGUCUGUAUUCUCGUGGCAUUAGCAAUCAUCGCUGCAGUGCUCUGCUGGUAUUUCGUAACUACCAGCUGUGAAAGGAAGUGCGGAACAUCUGACAGUUGUGUAAAAGCUUCUCAGUGGUGUGAUGGCACAGCGGAUUGCCCCAAUGGGGAGGAUGAAAGCUACUGUGCACGAUUAUACGGAGAUAAGUUUAUACUACAAGCUUAUUCCUCAAAAAAGUCAGCCUGGAUGAAUGUGUGCUUUGAUGAUUGGAUCAACAAUUACGGAAUUUGGACAUGCCAAGCUAUAGGCUACAAGAGUUCCAGUUAUUACAGAACUGAACUACAAACCGUCACAUCAAACUUGAAAGGUUUCGUCAGUAUAAACACCAGCGCCACCUUUGACAAGCUCUACACUAGUGUGAGAAGCAGGGAUUAUUGUCCAUCUGGAAAAGUGAUCUCCUUAAGGUGCAUAGACUGUGGAAUAUCUACAAAGAACCUAAACAGCAGAAUAGUAGGCGGUACGAUGGCUCAGAGUGGGGACUGGCCUUGGCAAGUGAGCCUACAAAUCAGCAGAUCACAUGUGUGUGGGGGGUCUAUCAUUACCCCGGAAUGGAUUCUCACUGCUGCACACUGCGUAGAAGGAAAAUAUGCUUACCCCAGCCAGUGGAGCGUCUAUGCUGGGUCAACUGCUAGGUCAGGCGGCAGUGUCUACUACGUGGAGAGAAUCAUUGCUCACCCCAAUUACAACACAGAAACCAAGCACAAUGACAUAGCACUGAUGAAGCUAAAAACCAGCAUAACGUUUACUUCCACUACCAUCAAGCCAGUUUGUUUACCUAAUGCUGAAAUGCCAUGGAGUAACACCCAGUCCUGCUGGAUCUCUGGCUGGGGUUACACUUACCAAGGAGGAACCACUUCGUCUUACCUGAUGGCAGCUAAUGUGCCCCUGAUUGACUCGAAAACCUGCAACAGGCCUUCUGUCUACAACGGAGUCAUCACCUCCUCCAUGAUAUGUGCGGGAUACCUCUCAGGAGGGAUCGAUACUUGCCAGGGAGACAGUGGUGGGCCAUUGGUCACUAAAACCAACUCCCUGUGGUGGCUUGUCGGUGACACAAGUUGGGGAACAGGAUGUGCCAAUCCUAAUAAACCAGGAGUCUACGGCAAUGUGACAGUGUUUUUGGACUGGGUCUAUCAACAGAUGCAGACCUAUAGAUGAUGAUGAUGAUAUUCAGCACAUUUUGGUUUUAUC
Nanorana parkeri is the source of this 1524-nucleotide messenger RNA. It is a transcript of the gene TMPRSS2, whose product is annotated as transmembrane protease, serine 2. Gene Ontology annotation, cellular component: membrane. The record is from RefSeq and is a predicted model, not a curated record. Bases 1 to 1491 code for a protein of 496 amino acids. Lineage: Eukaryota; Metazoa; Chordata; Amphibia; Anura; Dicroglossidae. The transcript is spliced from 14 exons. Gene Ontology annotation, molecular function: protein binding; serine-type endopeptidase activity. Gene Ontology annotation, biological process: protein autoprocessing.